Dermacentor andersoni is the source of this 1291-nucleotide messenger RNA. RefSeq lists its product as uncharacterized. The record is from RefSeq and is a predicted model, not a curated record. Lineage: Eukaryota; Metazoa; Arthropoda; Arachnida; Ixodida; Ixodidae.
UGCGCCGGACGCGGCCAUGAUAUGCAGUUGCCAGCACCCCUGCGCGCCUCAACCGUUAAAACGCUUCUGCUCGCGUCACACGAUAUGGCCAUACAACGGCGUGCUAGAUGACCUGGUGAAGUGCCCCUAUAACCCUUCCCACAAAGUGAAAAGAGGAAGGCUCAACAUACACAUCAUGAAGUGCCGCAGAGAACACACCCGGUGCCGACUUAAGCCUUGCCCUUUCACCACUGAUCACAUGGCGCCCGCGAACGCCGAGGACUACCAGAGGCACCUCGCCAACUGCCCAGACCGGUCAUCGACCUUCUGCACAGCGACAAGGGACGAGCCGGACCCACCCUUUGACAUACCAGUACCCGGAGGGGCAAAACCGUUUGUUCCGGAGCCCGAGGAACAAUGGGACGUGGGCCCGUGUGGAGGCAACAGCAGUCGAGAUAUCAACCCUUUCCAGCCGGCUGUGCCGCCCAUUUUCCGCACGGUCCAGGGGCUGAAGCCAGCAGAGCAUAAACGUUACUACCAGUCGCUGAGAACGAGCAGCCCCCCGGUUGUAUACGUGCCUGGGCAGUACCCAGAAAUGGAAAUGCCCCCCAUGCCGAAAACAAGGCCUAAGUGCCCCAUUCCGGGAUUCGAAAAGUGGGGCCAAGAUAAUGAGAGUGAACGGGACCUGGCACCCCAACUGGGCGAGACCAGGGCCGUUGAGCCCCGGGCCGCCCCAACCCAGCCUCCCCAGGCCAGCCAGUUCUGGGCCGCCCAGGAUCAGCAUACCCCGCCUGCGCUGGGGUCCACCGUCGACGUGGACGCGCUUGUCAGGAGGCUGAUGGGGCUUGGCCAUGCCCGACCUCAGCCAAACUGAGCCCUGUAAAGGCGGUCUUUCAAAUGUCACUCGUCUUUAAAUUUCCUUUCUUGUUUAUUUUUUGACAUUUAACUAGUCACUCUUGCCUUUAUUUUCUUGUCACCGGUUUGUUCAGGCAGACUGGUAAAGAGUGUGUGAUAACAUAAAAGCUUCAAUAAAGUGUUUCUAACCAGAAAUUGUACUAAUUGUUUGUUUUGUUUGACUGUAGGAACCAUAGAGUUAAUUUAACCAACUCUAGAGGAACACCUGGCCCGAAAAAGUGGGAACCGCUAGCCAUAGAGUUUUAUACAAUAACUCUAUGCCGCUAGCAUACCGCUAGUACAGCUAGAGCGCCCCCGCUUUGGGCGUGCGGGCGUGCGUUACUGGUCAAUGUGGCCAGCGCAGUUACUAUUGAAAGAGCUGAAAACAAGUCACCUUAUGCUUUGUCAUUUAAAAACG